Aplosporella prunicola CBS 121167 is the source of this 870-nucleotide messenger RNA. RefSeq lists its product as uncharacterized. The transcript is spliced from 3 exons. Bases 314 to 625 code for a protein of 103 amino acids. NCBI's taxonomy places the organism in Eukaryota, Fungi, Ascomycota, Dothideomycetes, Botryosphaeriales, Aplosporellaceae. The record is from RefSeq and is a predicted model, not a curated record.
CAUCUAUAUAACUCCCUCCCCCUCCCCCUACCCACCACCGCUUCUUCCUUUCUCCAGCUCUCUCUGCCAUCCAGCUUAGAUCCAAGUGAAGCAUCUGUUCUUUCCGUCUAAUCGCCAGAACGCCCUCUACAGAGGGCAUAUUCGAGAUGAAGUAGCUUUUGGACCCUGCGCUGCUGCUACUGCUGCUGCUAGGACUUGUCUUGCUUGGUGCGGCGUGCUGUGUCGCUUGUAUUGCGCUGUUUUGGGCUGAUGCGAUGGGCUUGCUGCCUGGGUUGCGGUGGUGGCGAGCUGUGGCUUUUUUCUGCGCUGCCGUAUGUCCUGGUUGCUUUUGUUGCUGUGUUUAGCUUGGCUGGGCCUGUGGGGGUGGGGGCUUGGGGUGGAAGGGCUUUUUUCGUUGCUUUGCUUUUGGUCUGGGGUGAGGGUGGUUUGGGCGGUUGGCGGGGUGGUGGUGCUGGGAUUUACGUGGUUGUUGGUCGGGACGUGGUGGUGGGCAGAGCUGUUGAUGGGAGAACUUUACUUGAAUUGGCUCCUAGGUGAGGUUAAUUUGUCGAGUGGAGGGAACGGUGGUGCUUGCUGUCGGGUUGGGUCUGGGCCAUGGGAACUCGCAGUCUGUAUGCAUCACUGAGUUUGCUGGUUGGUAGCGUACUGGCCGUAAGGCAUUUCGAGAGAAGAUUUGAUGUCCUUUUAGCGUUGACUGUUUAGAACAUUAUUCUAUAAUCGUCGAGAUCUGUAUAAGACUGUGCAAAACCUAUACAUUAACGGUCGGAAGUUGCUGAGCAGCUUAAAAAUUGCGAACAGUCUUGACUGUGCUGUUUCCUAACAUGAGCCAACUUAUAGAGUUUUAUGGCUCGAAGGAACACUUCUUGACCG